AUGGAUGAGGAAGAAGGGCUGACGGCCGUGGACAAUAUAGUCACUCAGUACAACACCUAUGAAGAUUUCCUCGACUCGCAGAUCACCACUGUGGACUUGUAUUACCUGGAGGAUGAAAGCCUGGCCCGUCAAUUGGUGGAACUAGGCUACCGAGGGACUGGAGAGGUGGUGAAAAGGGAAGAUUUUGAAGCAAGAAAGUCAGCUAUAGAGGUUGCAAGGCAGGCUGAAAGAACUCAGAAAAA
Molecule: messenger RNA, 242 nt
Organism: Orycteropus afer afer
Lineage: Eukaryota; Metazoa; Chordata; Mammalia; Tubulidentata; Orycteropodidae
Product: cilia- and flagella-associated protein 299
Exons: 2
Source: RefSeq, a predicted model, not a curated record